This is a messenger RNA of Equus quagga, 1429 nucleotides long. RefSeq names its product mitogen-activated protein kinase 13 (gene MAPK13). The transcript is spliced from 12 exons. The coding region runs from base 78 to 1178 and encodes 366 amino acids. Gene Ontology annotation, cellular component: nucleus; cytoplasm. The record is from RefSeq and is a predicted model, not a curated record. Gene Ontology annotation, biological process: MAPK cascade; protein phosphorylation. Gene Ontology annotation, molecular function: ATP binding; MAP kinase activity. NCBI's taxonomy places the organism in Eukaryota, Metazoa, Chordata, Mammalia, Perissodactyla, Equidae.
GCGGCGAGGACCGUGCCGGAGCCCGCGGGCCGCGAACGCAGCCGCCGCGCUGGGGCCGCGGAGCUCGGGAGCCCGGGAUGAGCCUCAGCCGGAAAAGGGGCUUCUACAAGCAGGACGUGAACAAGACCGCCUGGGAGCUGCCCAAGACCUACGUGUCGCCGACGCACGUCGGCACCGGGGCCUAUGGCGCCGUGUGCUCUGCCAUCGACAAGCGGUCAGGGGAGAAGGUGGCCAUCAAGAAGCUGAGCCGGCCCUUCCAGUCGGAGAUCUUUGCCAAGCGGGCCUAUCGAGAGCUGCUGCUACUGAAGCACAUGCAGCAUGAGAAUGUCAUUGGGCUCCUGGAUGUCUUCACCCCAGCCUCCUCCUUGCGCAGCUUCCACGACUUCUACCUGGUGAUGCCCUUCAUGCAGACGGACCUGCAGAAGAUCAUGGGGAUGGAGUUCAGUGAGGACAAGAUCCAGUACCUGGUGUAUCAGAUGCUCAAAGGUCUUAAGUACAUCCACUCAGCUGGGGUCAUCCACAGGGACCUGAAGCCCGGCAACCUCGCUGUGAACGAGGACUGUGAGCUGAAGAUCUUGGAUUUUGGGCUAGCACGGCCUGCAGACGCUCAGAUGACUGGCUACGUGGUGACCCGCUGGUACCGGGCCCCUGAGGUGAUCCUCAGCUGGAUGCAUUACAACCAGACUGUGGACAUCUGGUCUGUGGGCUGUAUCAUGGCGGAGAUGCUGACGGGGAAAACUCUGUUCAAGGGGAAAGAUUACCUGGACCAGCUGACCCAGAUCCUGAAAGUGACUGGCGUGCCGGGCGCAGAGUUUGUGCAGAAGUUGAAGGACAAAGCGGCCAAAUCCUACAUCCAGGCCCUGCCACAGAGCCCCAAGAAGGAUUUCUCUCAGCUCUUCCCGCGCGCCAGCCCCCAGGCUAUAGACCUGCUGGAGAAGAUGCUGGAGCUGGAUGUGGACAAGCGCCUGACGGCCUCGCAGGCCCUCACCCACCCCUUCUUUGAACCCUUCCGGGACCCCGAGGAGGAGACAGAGGCCCAGCAGCCAUUCGAUGAUUCCUUAGAACACGAGAAACUCACGGUGGAUGAAUGGAAGCAGCACAUCUACAAGGAGAUUGUGAACUUCAGCCCCAUCGCCCGGAAGGACUCGCGGCGCCGGAGUGGCAUGAAGCUCCAGUGACGCGUCUGCCUGACCCUUGGCUGAGCCUGGGGACUGCCACAUGGCAGCACCUACCAAACACUGCCCCUCAGACUGAUAUUUAUUUGUCACCACCAGGUUUCAGCCCUUCUUGGAUUAUAGCCUUCCCAGCGGAGGACAGAGGGCCCUCGUCCUUGUGCAGGAAGCACCUAGUAGAUGCAGAAUUCAAAGAUGUUGGUUGGGAGAAAAUAGCUCCGAUCAUAACUGGCCACAUUAAAAUGCCCUUCUGGAGA